AUGAUGAGACUUCAAGGAUAUGGUUCUGAUGGUCACUUAGUACAGUUUGACACAUUGAAGGAAAUUAUUGCGUCUUCGAAGUCAAACUCGAUGUUCAUUCCACACAGUCCAGGCAUUCUUAAGGACAUUGCUUCUCAUAUCAGGGAUGGUCUUCUUCAAGGUAACUCUGCUUUGUAG
Messenger RNA from Arabis nemorensis, 177 nucleotides. Lineage: Eukaryota; Viridiplantae; Streptophyta; Magnoliopsida; Brassicales; Brassicaceae. The record is from the annotation of a GenBank genome assembly.